Molecule: messenger RNA, 1024 nt
Organism: Coccinella septempunctata (seven-spotted ladybird)
Lineage: Eukaryota; Metazoa; Arthropoda; Insecta; Coleoptera; Coccinellidae
Product: leucine-rich repeat-containing protein 15-like
Exons: 3
Coding region: 154-969 (271 amino acids)
Molecular function (GO): protein binding
Source: RefSeq, a predicted model, not a curated record
UUAAUGAUUCAUAAACAAAAUCAAAGGUUAUCAUUUUUAUUCACUCAUAAUUUUGUGUAGAAUAUAUCUUAAGUAGAGCAGCUAUUUAUUUGGUGCAUAGCUCCGAACUUCCAUUGUUGUUAGUUGUGAUCGUAUAAAAUAGUAAUUAUCACCAUGUGGCAGUUAUCUGCAGGCUUUGUCUUUUUGACCUUAACCCUAGUACUGGGUGGACCUGUGCACAUCCAUAUGCACCCAGAGGUAGCAAUUGUGGACUACAAUGGACCUUUACAUCAUGAAAUUUUCCAAAUAAUUCGUGGAGUCGAAAUACUCGAAAUUAUCAAUAGCAACAUAACAAGAAUGGAUGGAAAUAUGGUUUCGAAGCUGCCAAAGUUGAAGAAAAUUGUAUUCAUCAAUUGUACGGUUGACGUAGACGCUGUGGACAUUGAGAAUUUGUUCGAAGGUGCAGUGAAUCUUAGAGAAUUCAUUGCUAGACACAUAUACGCUAGAGAAUUGCACCCAGAAAUAAUAAGAAAACUCCCAAUAGAAGUUUAUAUCAUGACGGACAAUCAUUUCCCAAAAAUACCUGGUAAUUUAUUCAAUGAAACCAAGCUGAGGGUGUUAGAUUUAGCACGAAAUCAUCUCGAAACAAUCGACGAAGCUGCUUUCAACGGACUCAAUCUGUUGGAAAAACUCGAUUUGUCAACCAACAAAUUGACGAACCUUCCAGAAAACGCCUUGAAACCUUUGAAGGCUUUGAAAAUCUUGAUAUUGAAGGAGAAUAAGUUCACAAAAUUCAAUAUAAAAAGUUUGGCCAACCUCCCAAGUUUGGUCGAAUUGGAUUUGAGUAGUAACCCAUUGCAAGAGGUGGAUUUGGAUGGUGUGGAAAAAUUUACUCCCAAUUUAAGAAGCAUCGAUAUUUCUGGAUCUUCCCUAACUGAAAACCAGCUUAAGGAUUUGAAGACCAUGUAUACAGGAAUUCUGAAAUUGUGAAUAAUUAUUGGGUAAAGGAUGUUUUUCCAUGAAGAUAUUAUAUUUUUUGACAAUU